AUGUCUUAUAAUCCGGAUGCUACAGGCUCUGAAAUUCGAGAUAAGACAAAGGCGUGCGAAGAACGAUUUAACGCAUGCCUCGCAGCUCCGAAGUUGAGAAAGCACGAAUGGCUCGAGACUGGAUACGCUGAAUUCAACCUCUGGUCUUUUAGCCUCAACGCUUCCCAUUCUGGUCGAUCUUCGUUAGAUUAUAAAAUUCACCAAAGGAUAGACUUGAGAGAGAUAAUAACCGAUCUUCUGGAUGCUCUGGAUGAAUCUCUUGGGGAAUGCUUGGACCUAGAUUGUGACCCGGCGAGCUUGCUCAGUCCUGAAAAAAAUCCAGAGAGCCCUCUACAUUUCAAUGUUUUUAACAUCAAAGCAACCCUGAAACAUCUGACGAGGCUACAAAUUGCGAUCCGCAAAUCAGGAACGCAGCUCCGUCAUCACAAAGCUGACAGUAAUUUAGAAUGUAUUCUAAAAACAAAUGCUAACGGACUUGAGAAAUUUAGAUGUGAUAUGACUCAGAUUGUCUUGUCUGGGCUUGAAAACUGGAAACGGGGGGAAGGGCUGCCCGGGCCUUGGAAAAACGCAAAUAUCCAGCUGCUUGAGCGACUCGUCAACGCGAAUGUCAAAAGAAGGAAUCGAAUUUUUUUUGCAACAGAAAGAAUGAGAAAUGUAAAGGCCCGCCAGCCGGAGAACAAGCAGAACCUGGCUAUGGUUCAUUAUCCUGAUGAACAUGACCAUUACCAUGCAGUUCAGAUGGCAAACACUGCAGAUUUCUUUAAUUCUAUUGCCCUUGGACAAGAAAGCCUGGUCAGAGACUUUAUUAUUCAAGAUUCUGAGAUUCUGAAUAUGCCAAAUGAGCAUGGAGAAACGCCUCUCAUAGUUGCUGUCCGUGCUGAUAAGCCGGCAAUUGUCAGAGAUCUCUUAUGGAAUGGAGCAAAAGUGGAUGCUUUAGGAUGCUACUGUCAAGAGGGCCAAAAUACUCCAGCUUUACGAACGCCCCUUCAAGUUGCAGCUGCAGAGGAUAAACUACACAUGAUUCGCAUACUGCGUGAGAACCGCGCCGACGUCUUUUUUACUGCUCCAGAUGGCGUUAAUGCUCUUCAGUUGGCUACCAGCAACGGUCAUGAAAGCAUAACGGAUCAUAUCCGAAGUGCAUACAUCAGCGCUAUUGCCCUGGUACCAGAGGCUCAGAAGGAGACGGCAAAGCUUAAAAGAGGACUAGAAGAAAUAUUAAGUAUAGGAGAAACUGCAAAGAAGUUUCCGGUUAUCCCUUUGCCGCAGCGAGGAAAUCUAAACGAAAAAUCCCCAGCAUCUACGGCCGCUACUGCCAUAACAAGAGAUGCGAUUAUCGAGCAAGCGCCUUCUAAAGCUACUUGGAGCGCUAUUAUCAAAGAAAUGGGUACCCUCCGCGGAGUAACUUAUCCACUACCCCCUAAAUGGCCAGAAGGCUCUGAGGUUCCGCACAUCGACUGUCCGUAUUGCUCGGAGCCACUGACCCGGCAACAGAUAAAACGGGCGGCAUGGAAUCGUCAUGUUUCUGAGGAUAUUCUCCCGUACAUUUGCUUUCAUGAAGAUUGCAAAACCCCAGAUGACCUGUAUCGGACUUCCGAAGAGCUCACCAAGCAUUUUAUCUCCGAGCAUGGUGUGCCUUGUUGGAUAUGUGAUAUCUGUACGCCUGACAUAGAACAAGAGCAAUGUAAAAUAUUUGAAACUGCUCAGUUAUGGAGAGAUCAUUUGCACUAUGCUCAUUCGCAAGUAAUUUUAGAUACCGAAUUUUCUAUGCUUGCGGAAUUAAACAUGCAAAACAUGGUUCCAGCCGUUGAUUGCCCCCUCUGCGACUAUGCCACUUCAGAGAUCAAGCCAAAUAUCGAUCCGCACAUUACUCGCCACAUCCAACAGUUUUCUCUUAGGUCUUUGCCAUGGGAAGCGCGAACCGAGGGGGAUAUCUCAAAAGAACCCCCAACGGGAAAAAGUUCCUCUGCAAGAACUAGUUACUUUGCAAAAACCAAUAUCUCGUCAACCUCCAGGGAAACGUCUCCGAUGAUGAGGAAGCAUUGAUGCCUAUGGCAAUUUUGCCACAAAAGAAGAGGUAAAUUACUAUCUAACAUAAGGGGCAAAUUAAAGCAUAAGCCAAUAUUUCAGUAAACGGCUAUCCGGCCUGCAGUGAUAGAAUUAUUGGAUAUGGAAAGCUAAGAGUUGAAGGCACCUUAGAAGUAGAGCUUGAGAUUUGGGGGAACUUAUUAUUAUUGGCUUGCUAGAAAUGAACUAUAGCUAAAUCCAUAACUACAUUUACUCCUAGAAAAAACCAG
This is a messenger RNA of Trichoderma asperellum CBS 433.97, 2294 nucleotides long. The record is from RefSeq and is a predicted model, not a curated record. Lineage: Eukaryota; Fungi; Ascomycota; Sordariomycetes; Hypocreales; Hypocreaceae.